Molecule: messenger RNA, 2621 nt
Organism: Pseudogymnoascus verrucosus
Lineage: Eukaryota; Fungi; Ascomycota; Leotiomycetes; Thelebolales; Thelebolaceae
Exons: 5
Coding region: 88-2532 (814 amino acids)
Cellular component (GO): mitochondrial membrane
Source: RefSeq, a predicted model, not a curated record
CUACCCUCCACGACCUAGACUGUUGAGAUCAACUGCGAUGCGACUAUGACUAGAGUUCGAUGAAGUGAGGUCGGAAUCUCUGCAACAAUGGCAAAAUCGGGAGGCUCUGGGCCUCGAGAGGACUCGGCCCCAGAUCUGGAGAUCUUCGGCGACAAGGUCACCCUACACCCGAGUGGAUAUAUUGCUCCCCCUGAGAAAGCGGCUGACAACGAGCAAGCUCUCAUGCAACAUACUGGCAGGUUCAGAACAGCUCCGCUCGAGUUCCUCCGCGAAAUAUCCCUCCACAUAUCUGGGACAGGAUGGCGUUCGUACGACAAACCCAUAGGCCAGCCGGUCUACUACUCCGGCUUCAGCGAGAAUAUGAAAGCUGCAGUAGUGUCGACACCAAUCCUGCAAAGCAAAAUCUCCGAGUUGGCUUCGAAGCGCGUUGUGGCGGAAGAAGAACAGGGCCUUUUAAACCGAGACGAUAGCAUGUUCGAGACACAUAAAGCAGCACGAAAGAUUGCGAUAGAGCAUAGCCUACUACAGCUGGCAGAACAAAUGACAGAUGGCAUGAUCUGCAAGAUGGAAAACAAAACAUUUAUCAGGAGCGCAUAUUAUUUCUGUACGGAGUUGUUGACUAGAGCAUACCACCAAGGCAUCCACGUGUCAAGCGAAGAAGUUCUGAGGCUACGGAAUGUUGCUAAGGAGGCAGAGAAGAAACGACAAAGUAUCAUAUUCCUACCAUGCCAUCGGUCGCAUGUGGACUAUGUAUCUUUACAACUUAUUAGCUACCGCCUUGGGAUGGCCUUACCGACCGUGGUCGCGGGAGAUAAUUUGAACUUCCCUGUGGUUGGGUCAUUCUUACAGCACGCAGGUGCCAUGUUUAUCCGCCGCAGUUUUGGUGAUGACGUCCUGUAUACCACUGUCGUCCAGGCAUAUAUUGAUACACUUCUUCAAGGAGGCUUCAAUUUCGAAUGUUUUAUUGAAGGCGGCCGUUCACGGACAGGAAAACUCCUGCCGCCAAAAUUCGGCAUUCUCAGUUUCAUUCUGGAUAGUAUACUGUCAGGGCGCGUUGAAGAUACAAUCAUCUGCCCAGUUAGUACACAAUACGAUAAAGUCAUCGAAACCGAAGGCUAUGUGGGCGAGUUACUUGGAGUUCCUAAGAAGAAGGAGAACCUGGCAGAUUUCCUGUCGGCAUCUUCAGUGCUAUCGUUGAAGCUUGGCAGAGUUGAUGUCAGAUUCCACGAGCCAUGGAGCCUAAGAGGGUUUAUUCAGGAGCAAAUGUCUCGAAGCACCACAAUUCCCCAGCAAUUGAACUUGAAGGCUGCCGACGACCCCACCGUCCGCCAAAGAAUACUGCGGACAUUGGGCUAUAAGGUAUUAUCGGACAUUAAUGCUAUUUCUGUGGUGAUGCCAACUGCGUUGAUUGGUACAGUCCUUCUUACGCUUCGUGGACGCGGUGUAGGAAAACCAGAGCUGAUUCGAAGGAUUGAAUGGCUGAGCGACCGAGUUCGAGCUAAGGGAGGCCGAGUUGCUCAUUUUGGCGGUGCAACAACCUCUUCUGUCAUUGAUAGAGGUCUGGACGUGCUAGGAAAAGAUUUGGUUGGCGUAGUCGAAGGACUUCCUACACCGACAUAUUAUGCUGUCGACCGAUUCCAGCUGUCCUUCUAUCGCAACAUGACAAUCCAUCUAUUCAUUACGGAAGCGCUUGUAAGCGCCAGCAUGUAUACGAGAAUCAAACGCGGAGGGUUAAGGUCGGACCAGCGAAUCUCAUUUACUGAGCUUCGGGACCAGGUCCUGUUUCUGUCACAACUUUUCAGGGGCGAGUUUAUUUACCCAACAGAUGGGCUGGCUCAAAAUCUCGAAAAUACUCUCCAUGGCCUCGAGGAAGACAAGGUCAUUGAGCUAAUACGUGACUCCGAUGGAAACAUCAAAGAAGUUGGUCUUUCUGAGGAAGAGCGCGCUGCUGGACGCGAGAACUACGAUUUCUACUGCUUUAUGAUUUGGCCCUUCAUUGAGGCAAGCUGGCUCGGUGCAGUGUCUCUGAUGGGCUUGACGCCAUCAUUUGAGCGACCAGACGAAGCUUGGGUAGGCGUAACUAGUGCACAAAACAGUGCACAACUGCUCGGGAAAACACUAUAUCACCAAGGCGAUCUCUCGUAUUUCGAAGCGGUUAACAAAGAAACUCUUAAAAACGCAUACCAGCGCUUUGAAGAAGAAGGUAUUAUAGUAAUAGCAAAAGACAAGUUGUCCAACUCGCCUCCCCAGAUGAAGCUCGCUCCGGCGUGGACGCCACAACGCGACCCGUUGACGGGCAAGAUCGCUCCACGAGGCAAAUUAUGGGAUUUCACCGAAAUGAUUGCGCAGUCGAGACGCGAGGGCAAGAAUAGACGUGAUGGCGCGACUGUCAGCACCAGAGUGCUCACGCUUGCGGACACAUUAGGCCAGUCUCUGUUUUCGGCAGCUUCAGCGGAUGCUGCAAAGGAAGCAGAUGCGUCAGGGAAGAAGAAGAGGAGAGGAAGGGCUAUUAUGGUGCCCGCUCAUUUGUAAUUGAUUGUACUAUACGAUGAUACCUUGUCAUUUACCGUGUUUUUAGUAGAUAUUUGGCUUUCAAGAAUAGAUAUUAUUUAUUCCCUUGG